UACUGGGGGAACUGGGGGGCACUGUGGGAGACUGGAGGAACUGGGUUGCACCGGGAGGCUCCAUAGGCGGCUCUGGGGAAACCGUGGGGAUUGGGGGACUGAGGGGGACUGGGAAUCACCGGGAGUUACUGAGCGGGUCACUGGGGGUGACUGGAGAGUCGCUGGGGGUUACUGGGAGGUGCUGUGGUUUGGGAUGUCUGUGUGUCUGCAGGAAUGUCCCCCGGGUGUCCCUCAUGUCCCCCACAACUGUGCCUGUGUUGCCAUGGGUCUCCCUGUGCCCCCCUCGUGUGUGUCGCCGUGUCCCUCAGGACGAUGCCGGUGACCCUGGAACUGCGGCUGCUCCUGCUGGCACUGGCGCUGCGGGGGGAGGCAGUGUCCCCCUCCGUGUCCCCCUCCGUGUCCCCCUCAGCGUCCCCUGCCACGUCUCCCCCCGAGUCGCCCUCCGAGCCGUGCGGGGCGGCGCUGGCGGAUGUGCUGAGGCGGCUGCGGGAGCUCGAGGGACACGUGCAGGCACUGAGGGGACACUGUGGGGACAAGGGGGGACCCCAGGCCGGGACAGGCCGCUCGGUGCAGCUCUGUGCGCCCCCUGCCGGCGGCGGCUGCGCCUGCCCCGCCCGAUACCCUCCGUGCCCCCGGUACCCCCGGUACCCCCGGUGCCCCCGGUACCUCCGGUAUCCCCGGUACCCCCGGUACCCCCGAUACCCCCGGUACCCCCAGUGCCCCUCGGUAACCUCCCGUCUUCCCCACCUCGUGCACCCCGUGGGGCGCCCGCGCGUGCCCCUGGAUGGGAGGGGAACCUGCUGUGCCGUCGGCGGCUCCCCAGUGCUCCCGGUGCCCCCCAGUGCUCCUCCAGUGACUUCCUAG
Molecule: messenger RNA, 864 nt
Organism: Passer montanus (Eurasian tree sparrow)
Lineage: Eukaryota; Metazoa; Chordata; Aves; Passeriformes; Passeridae
Product: DBF4-type zinc finger-containing protein 2 homolog
Exons: 3
Coding region: 214-864 (216 amino acids)
Source: RefSeq, a predicted model, not a curated record